Molecule: messenger RNA, 700 nt
Organism: Chroicocephalus ridibundus (black-headed gull)
Lineage: Eukaryota; Metazoa; Chordata; Aves; Charadriiformes; Laridae
Gene: POLD4
Product: DNA polymerase delta 4, accessory subunit
Exons: 3
Coding region: 189-548 (119 amino acids)
Biological process (GO): DNA-templated DNA replication; DNA synthesis involved in DNA repair
Cellular component (GO): delta DNA polymerase complex
Molecular function (GO): DNA-directed DNA polymerase activity
Source: RefSeq, a predicted model, not a curated record
UGCCCGGGGUGACGGGGACAGCCGGGGCAGGGGGGGAGGUGACAGUGCCCGGGGUGACGGGGACAGCCGGGGGUGUGACCGCGCCGGGGCUCGGCCCCGCCGCUUCCGCCCGGGGAGCGGCAGGGGCGGGCCGGUAGCUCCCGGUAGCCGGUAGCCGCGGUGCCGCCGCCGCGCUAUCCCGUAGGGCCAUGGAGAAGCCCCGGCUCAUCACCGACUCCUUCCCGCUGCGGCGGCGGCCGGGCCGAGCCCCGGGCAAGCUCAAGGGCAGGGUCAAGAGCAGGGGCUGUCCCCGGGUCCGGCCCCGACCCCCCCCGGCCACCGAGGACCCCUCUUCGCCGUCCCCCCCGGACCAAGCCCUCAUGGAGAUGCUGCGCCGCUUCGAUCUGGCCUGGGAGUACGGGCCCUGCACGGGUAUCACCCGCCUGCAGCGGUGGGAGCGGGCGGAGGCGCUGGGGUUGAGCCCCCCCGGUCCCGUCCGCGACGCCCUCCUGGAGCACCAGGACAACCCCGAUGUCACCUACAGCCUCUGGCACGAGUACGAGCUCUGAGCCGCUGCGCCCCCACGCCGGAGGGAGGAGAAGGGGGGGGUCACCGUGGACGUUGUGUGUGUGUCAUCCCCCCCCCAGCUCCGCAGAGCCUGUCCGCAGCCGCGCCGCAGCCCGGGGGGGCACCGGGCGGAUUAAAGGCUGGUGUGAGUGAA